Messenger RNA from Pomacea canaliculata, 827 nucleotides. Its product is annotated as nuclear receptor ROR-gamma-like. The record is from RefSeq and is a predicted model, not a curated record. Gene Ontology annotation, molecular function: RNA polymerase II cis-regulatory region sequence-specific DNA binding; zinc ion binding; nuclear receptor activity. Gene Ontology annotation, biological process: anatomical structure development; cell differentiation; regulation of transcription by RNA polymerase II. The annotation marks the transcript as partial. NCBI's taxonomy places the organism in Eukaryota, Metazoa, Mollusca, Gastropoda, Architaenioglossa, Ampullariidae. The transcript has 4 exons.
GUGUCUGUGUAUGUCAAGUUUUUUUGUAAGAAAAAAAUUACAACACUCAAAUAUUUACUUCUCGCUCCUUUUUUUUUUCCUCCAGAAGGCAAAACCCAGCAGCUAUGCAAAGUGUGUGGCGACAGGGCCUCUGGGAAACAUUAUGGUGUCAUCAGCUGCGAUGGCUGCCGAGGUUUUUUCAAACGCGCCAUCCGCAAGAAGAUGGGUCGCCUGUACAGGUGCAAAGACAACAACUCUUGCAUCGUGGAUGUCAGUCGUCGGAAUCAGUGCCAGGCAUGCCGGUACAGACGCUGCAUGGAAGUCAAAAUGAACCCUAACGCUGUACAAAAGGAACGAUCACCACGUCCUCCUAGAGAUGACAGUCACGUCCCCACAGCCAUCGUAACCCCGGAAAUUGGCAGCGUGUACCCUCAUCUUCUUCAAAGCUGCCCGCCAAACAUUUUUUGCUCAUACCCGAGUGCAUCUUACACAUACCCGCCUCAAGUCUACUAUGCGUCCUCGUCCUUGUAUCCGCGGCUGGCGGCCAUACAGUACCAGCAGCAUCCUGGCUUUUCGCUCGCUUUGGCCAAUAGCUUUGCCGCUGCAGGGUCACGUGGUGCCCCAAGUUGCAGCCAAGACGGAGAAAGCGAUGCAAGAAUCUGUCAGGGACGGGGAAGAGAAGGAAGACAAAACCCCAGUGAAGAAAGAAAGGAAAGUGGCUGUUACUGCCGACGACAGCUCCAUGGAUGAGGGCAAGAUGACCAAGAGAGCGAAAAGGAGAACCACAGAGCCAGCGCGAAAUCCCCUGCCUCUGGCAGCUCUUCAGUUAGCUCCGAGCACGUGACCCC